This is a messenger RNA of Acanthosepion pharaonis, 642 nucleotides long. The record is from the annotation of a GenBank genome assembly. NCBI's taxonomy places the organism in Eukaryota, Metazoa, Mollusca, Cephalopoda, Sepiida, Sepiidae.
AUGUCUUUUUUAUUCCUUACAUCUCUUCUUUUCUUAGUUAUUCCUUACAUCUUCUUUUUCUUAGUUAUUCCUUAUUCCUUAGUUAUUCCUUAUCUCUGUCUUUCUUUUCUUAGUUAUUCAUCUCUCUGUCUUUCUUUUCCCCCCACAUUUUGUCUUUUCUUAUUUUGUUAUUCCUUACAUCUCUCUGUCUUUCUUAGUUAUUCCUUACAUCUCUCUGUCUUUCUUAGUUAUUCCUUACAUCUCUGUCUUUCUUUCUUAGUUAUUCCUUACAUCUCUCUGUCUUUCUUAGUUAUUCCUUACAUCUGUCCGUCUUUCUUUCUUCCCCACAUAUGUCUUUUUCUUAUUAUUUGUCUUUCUUUUAUUAUUCAUUCUUUUUCUUUCUUAGUUAUUCCUUACAUCUCUCUGUCUUUCUUAGUUAUUCCUUACAUCUGUCCGUCUUUCUUUCUUCCCCACAUAUGUCUUUCUUAUUAUUCCUUACAUCUCUCUGUCUUUCUUAGUUAUUCCUUACAUCUCUCUUCCCCUAUUAUUUUAGUUAUUCUUUCUGUCUUUUUUAAUUUCUUUCUUUUUUACUUCUUAUUCAAGUUAUUCUUUCAAAUAUUCAUUUUGUUUAUUUCAUUAGUUAUUCAAACUUUUUUAACCUAA